Mytilus trossulus (common blue mussel) is the source of this 1467-nucleotide messenger RNA. RefSeq lists its product as uncharacterized. Lineage: Eukaryota; Metazoa; Mollusca; Bivalvia; Mytilida; Mytilidae. Bases 87 to 1205 code for a protein of 372 amino acids. The record is from RefSeq and is a predicted model, not a curated record. The transcript is spliced from 8 exons.
ACUUAUAAUUCCAAAUUAAGGAUAUGACAACCUUUUAAUGGCCUUCUUUUACUUAAAUGGUCCCCAUACUUUAAAAAUGCUGAAAGAUGCAGUGCUGCAGUAAAAGUUGCCCUUAUUACUUUGUAUGUAAACUAACAAAGCAGUUCAGCAGUCAUAUAAAAUUUCUAUGUAAAAAUCUAUCAACUUCAAGCAGACUUGAGAAUCAACAGUUGAAAGCUAAUAAACUGCCUCAUCAGCCAGAAAAUAUUGUCCAUAAAAAACUUACACUUCCUGUUAAAUUUAAGUCAACAGAUCCACAUAAAGUAGAAGAUAUUGCUGUUCAAUUAAAUGUACAGACCAUAUCAAGACAUGAUGCCUCACCAAGUGAUCCGGUAGUUUUAGCUUUACAUGGAAUGCCAGGUGAUGGUGGUGACUUCCACAACCUGUCGUUACAGUUAGCUCAACAUGGCAUCAACUGUAUUGCACCAGAUUUUCCAGGUUGUGGUGAAAGUAGGCUACCAGCCAAUGAAGUGUAUAGUAUUGAUUAUAGUCCCACAGGAAAAGCAGAUAUGCUUAAUAGGAUUUUGGAUGAAUUAAAACUUGAAAGAGUAGACGUUCUGAUCUCCCACAGUGCUGGAUCAUUUCUUGGAUUUAGAGCUGCAGCUGAAAAUGAUAGAAUUAAAUCUGCAGUCUUCCUAAACUUUUUAGGAGGUAAACCACACAGAUAUGCCAGACCACACAAUGUUAUACAGUUCUUUGCAAGACUUAUGAAGAAUCCCAGAUUACAGUCUUUUCAUACACCUCUGUUGCCAAAGUUUUAUGAAUUAAUUGGUUUUGCCAGGUAUGAUGUUCAACCAUUACAAGUUGCUAUUGAAAAUGUUGCAACAGCUGAGUUUGAGAAGAUAUUGGAUCAUGUUGAAACAAUUAAAAACAAGAAAAAGCCAGCCAUGUUUUGCUUUGCAACAACAGAUAAAUUAGUUGAACUUGACAUUCCAUACACCAUUCUAAAUCAUGUCGGCAUAAAAGAAUCUGACAUCAUAAAUCUAUGUAGAGAAAACAAUAUUAAAGAACCAUCAAGGGAAAUAACUGAGGAAACUGACAAAACACUCAAAGAAUGGUACUACAAAGCUGUACAGUUUGAUAGAGGUGGACAUUUGUUACAAAAGACGCAGAUUCCAGAAUUGACAAAACAUAUAAUAGAUUUACUCAAAUAUGUGCAUAGAUAAUGUUUGUAAAAUAGAUACAAAUCUUUAGGACAUGAGUUAUAGAAUUUAAUUUGAAUUUUUAGAAUUAAGGUCAAGUGGUACUCAACACUUUCACUAAAAUUAAUUUGGCUCGUUUAAUUUUCAUAACAUUUUGACAAUGUAUUUACUUUGACCCUUUGACAAAAAUGUAAAAAAAUCAAAAAAUUUUAACCAACUGUUUUGUCAGAAAAAUUACACUGGUUAUACAGCAGUUUGACAAACAGCUAUUUUGAUCUGACAUUAA